Messenger RNA from Protopolystoma xenopodis, 897 nucleotides. Lineage: Eukaryota; Metazoa; Platyhelminthes; Monogenea; Polystomatidea; Polystomatidae. The record is from the annotation of a GenBank genome assembly.
CGUCCCUCUGGGGAGAAUACCUCUUUGAAAAUAGGCCAUUCCAGUCUUUUUCAGCAAGCUUCUGAUUUAACCGGCGGAGUUUAUUUACAAAUUCCCAGACCUGCUAGUCUACUCCAGUAUUUGAUCUCUGUAUUUCUUCCACGACCUGAAAUAAGGCCAUAUCUGCUUCUUCCAAACAAUCGAUCUGGGGGAUCAGGUGGUGGUGUUGACUUUAGAGCUGCGUGCUUCUGCCAUCGACAGCUUGUGGACAUUGGCUACGUUUGUUCUGUUUGCCUCUCCGUCUUUUGUGAAUUCACUCCACUUUGCUCAACUUGUGUUGUCAUAACUUAUACCUCUAACAACUGGGCUCUUUUGUUAUUUUAUUUUAGAGAAUUUAAUGUAAAUAUGAAACGCAAAAUUUGUCCGCUUUCAAAUCCCCUCGAAUCCGAUGAUAAAUCUCCAAAAGCGAAUAAAUACGAUGGGCCUGGAUGGGGAAUAAUGCUUAAAUCAAACUAUGAGAAGGGCACCGGUCUUGGUUCCAAGGCCCAAGGGCGUAUUGAUCCUAUUGAGAUGAGUCUGAAAAGAGGACGUGGUGGACUUGGCCUUGCCGAAGAUAUUCAAGAAAAACGGUUAAAACUUCAAUCUAGCAGCACAAUUUUUAAGCCCUCUAUUGAAUGGAUUCCAGAUAAUGAUGCUGAGCGUCCCUUGGAUAGCGACCAGCUUUGGAAAUUCACUCGAAAAGACUAUGGACACCAGGUGCUGCAGGAUUUAACAAGACAGGUUAUGGGAGAUCCGUCUAUUCUUCUUGACCCCUAUGCUACUGAGGCACGAGGCGAUGCAAUAUUGGAUAUGUAUUCUCAAAACGAGUUUUGCUCUGAUCGUCUAUUGAAGGAGGUUCUACACAAAAAGGUCAUUUAG